CUUGAUAGAGUCACUAUGCUGUCGAAACAGUAUGGCUAGGAGCUUCUGCAAUCAUCAGGAUGAGCUUCUUAUAUUUUCUCAAUCAGCACUUGACUUAUGAUUGCAUAUGCGACUACCUGCAUGCGUUCCUAGCUCAUCCAUAAGCAAGCACACGUCCCAUCGCCCUUGACAUAGGCCCCCAAACAGCCCCCUUAAAGCAGCGCAACCAUGGACAGCCAGUCUCGGAUUCGAGAAAACAUGCGACACAUCCAGGCCUUUGAGGCCAAACCGAACCCCAAGCCUCUCUCGGAAACGGCCGUCACUCGCGGGUUUGAGAAGGUGGCCUUCCCAAAGCUGGUCCGGGAGCUAUCCGGCGACAAUCCCAUUGUACGACAGAAGGCCCUGCUGGCAGCACGUGACUUGCUUACCUCGCCCGUCAACCUGGUGCAGUGUGUGGCUGCGGGGGCCACACCGGCCAUCGUUGCGCUGCUCGGGGAGAGCGUACGCGAUAACGCCUACUCGGCGCUGAUCGAGGCGGCCCGGUUUGACUCCACCCGUCGGGCUCUGGAAGAGCUCGGGGAUGUUCUCCCGCGGGUGAUGGAGCUUGUGUUGGAGGAGGUGGAGGGGGCGCCAAGGCGGGCACAGCAGGGCCUGACGCUGCUGUACGCCUGCACGCAGGUUCGCCGCAACGCAGGCGUGCUGACUCAGCUGGUCGACACGUCGCAAGCCAUACCCCGCCUGGCGGAGCUUCUAGACCCGCGGCUGCCGCAACCUGUACGGCAUGCGGCAGCGGAACUGCUAGGCGCUCUUUCCUCAAGAGAAGAUGCCAAGAUACAAGCCGUACAGGUGGGCAGCGUGCCGCUGCUGCUGCAGGUCUGUAGCCCCCGCUGCUCCGUGGACUUUGCUACAGCUGCAGUGGCGGCCCUGGCGGCAAUUACCAUUCGGCGUGAGGGCAAGUACGCUGUGGUGGAGACGGCGGGGGGCCUGGCGGCGCUGGUUUCGGUGCUGGACCCCGCCAACGAGCAGCUGUGCAUCAACGCCAUGACGACUAUUUGCAACGUGGCGGAGGCGCCCGAGGCGAGGGAGAUACUGGCCGAGUGUGGCGCGGCCCCCAAGCUGCAACGGAUCUUUGAAGGUGCGCUUUCGGAGCCCCUCAAGCGCAGCGCAGCGCACGCAAUACGGCAGUGCCGCUUCAAGCACCUGCCGUACGAGGUCCUGCCUGGCGCGCCGGCUUUGCUGGCGGAAUGAUUGGCC
Messenger RNA from Volvox carteri f. nagariensis, 1233 nucleotides. RefSeq lists its product as uncharacterized. The record is from RefSeq and is a predicted model, not a curated record. Gene Ontology annotation, molecular function: protein binding. The coding region runs from base 208 to 1227 and encodes 339 amino acids. Lineage: Eukaryota; Viridiplantae; Chlorophyta; Chlorophyceae; Chlamydomonadales; Volvocaceae. The transcript has 6 exons.